GUUCGCAUCGUCAUCGUCAUCAUCUACGCCACAAUCGUUCUAGUCGGUUUUGUGAGUAACUUGGCGGUUAUAAUUAUCGGUAUGCAGUCUUGCCGGAUAGUAAAAAAUCGAUUAUCGGUUACGAGUAUUUUGAUAAUCGUACUGGCUUGCUCCGACUUGUGUUUGUGUGUCUUUUGCUUACCGAUUCAGUUGCAUUACCAGCUGACGAACGAUUGGCAUCUCGGUGAAGUGAUGUGCAAAAUUGUUUUCUCAGCUUUUGCACUACCGAUGUACGUGUCGGUAUUUACGAUCCUCCUAAUUGCAAUCGAUCGGUAUCGGUUAAUUGUCUGCCCUCUGAAGAAUCGAAUAUCGGUGAAUGCAGCCUGCGUGUCCGUGCUACUGACGGUGAUCUUUGCAGUACUCAUGGCCUCACCGGUCAUGUAUUACUUGACGGUACUGAGAAUCGAAAGUCCGACAAAUAUCGACGAAUACCGAAUACUGUGUGUGGAGGAGUGGAGCAGCGAUUGGAGCAUGGAAGUAUAUUCAGCUGUCACGUUUUGUUUCAUGUACUGCCUACCGAUGCUCCUCACCGGAUACUUCUACCUGAGGAUUUACUUGAGGUUACAAUUCAGAAAUCCUCCGCUUAAAAGCCACCCCCAAAAAACAAUCAAAACAUACAAAACGUUCAACAUUCUCUUCCUAAUCGUAACCAACUUCACAUUGUGCUGGACCCCUUGGAAUAUAUUUAGCCUGAUCGUGGGCCUUCGAGCCCGUGUCGAUUUCGGCCCUUAUUUUACACUGGUGGACAUUUUGUUGAAAGCAUUCGCCAUGCUAUCCGUCUGCACGAAUCCAUUUUUGUACUGCUGGUUGAAUGACCGUCUUAAAAAGGAC
Helobdella robusta is the source of this 870-nucleotide messenger RNA. RefSeq lists its product as hypothetical. Gene Ontology annotation, molecular function: neuropeptide Y receptor activity. The transcript has 2 exons. Gene Ontology annotation, biological process: G protein-coupled receptor signaling pathway. Gene Ontology annotation, cellular component: membrane. The record is from RefSeq and is a predicted model, not a curated record. The annotation marks the transcript as partial. Lineage: Eukaryota; Metazoa; Annelida; Clitellata; Rhynchobdellida; Glossiphoniidae.